This is a messenger RNA of Vigna unguiculata (cowpea), 957 nucleotides long. RefSeq names its product microtubule-associated protein. NCBI's taxonomy places the organism in Eukaryota, Viridiplantae, Streptophyta, Magnoliopsida, Fabales, Fabaceae. The record is from RefSeq and is a predicted model, not a curated record.
UUUAACCAACCUAACCCCUUUUCUCUUCUUCGCGCCACCACCACCGUCUUCAUCUUCCUCUAUCUCCGACCACAAUGGUUGUUUCUCUCGGUCCCGGCAAGUUCUACGGCACCAGCCUCCCCCGUCCCCGCAUCUACACCGACGUCAAGUUCAACGACCACCGCGUCGAUCCCCCAAUCCCCGUCACCGACCCACUCAUGUCUUGGGCCGAAGAGGCCCACUGGUCCAUGGGCGGCCUUAGCUUCAAGCGCCUCCGCCUCCAGGGCAAAAUCGAAGGCAACGUCCAAAGACUCCGCUCCCAGCGCGAGAAGGCCCAGUCCCUAAGCCCAACCCCGGCCCAUUCCGUCCCCGCCCCAUCGGAAAGAUCUUCCUCGCCUACCCCUCCACCGGCUCCGGUGGUGACUAAACGCCGAAGGUACAUGGAUCUCAUCGUAGACGAAGAGGAAGACGAAGAAGAAGAAGAGCCAGAAGUGGUUGAGCCUCCCCGAACCCGUGUUCGGAAGAGCCGCUUAGUCAAGAAGCUCGGCGAUGACUUCGAUAGGGUUGCUGAGGAGAACGAUGAACCCGAAACGAUGCCGUUGAAGACUCUGACUCGGGCUCGGAAAUUGGUCAAGAUUGCUGAAAAGAAAACAGUGGUUGAAACGGCGCAGAAAUCAAAAUCUAAUGGAAAGAAGAGCUCCACCAGUGAAGCCGAGAAGAGCCCUAGGGUUAGAACUUCACCAAGAUUGGCUAAGCGUCUAUCAUAUUAGAUACAUCUUGUAAUUAGAAGAAGAACAUUGCUUUUUUAUUUUUUUUUUCUUUUUCGCAUUAUAUUUUGUUCAUGAAGCUGUCUCUUUUGCGUGCAAAAAAAAAGUGGGUUUUUUCCAGAUUCCAAGGUUUAGGAUUUGUUCAACAAAAUGAAAGUAAAUGCCAUUGUUUUCAUUAAUCUCCGCAUGCAAUCCACGGAUAUUUUGAUAA